GGAAAAAAAAACAAAAAGGUAGAAAAGACUAAAGAGUAAAGAAGGAUGGAAGAAUCAAAAUAGCGAAUGCACUCACCUUAUUCAUACUCUCCUCUCUCAAGCAAUCAUCACUCACAGAACAGAUCCUCCAAAACCCUCCAUCAGCAUUCAUUCCAAUUCCAUCUUUUUCUACAGAGGCAAAGUAGAGACACAAACUGCUAGAUUUUGAUCUCCAAUGGCUACUCUCCAGAAAUUCAAGCUCCUGGCCACUCAGUGCGCCGUCGCCGGUAGUCCGACGCGGAGCCCGGCCACCAGCCCCGUCGUUCAUCUCCGUCGCCGCAAAACUCUGCGAAUGCUCCUCAGCCGCAACGCCGGCCGCCGGAUGUCGCGACGGGAUAGCUCGCCGGAUCCACCAGGAAUCAGCGAGGAUCCACCUCGGAGGCCGAAGGAGUUGUCCGCCAGUCACAAGCUGAAGGAUUUGUUCAUCUCCUCGCCUCCACUUGAAGAUAGGGUUUCCGAGAAGGUGAGGAGUUCCGUCGAUGAGCUGCCGACGGCGGAGUCCACUGAGAACAGCGGCUCCGGUGGCCGCCGAGGCGGCCCCAGUUACAUCAGGCCGUUAUCAGCGGCGUUUCGGCAACGGUUGCUGAGAAGGGCUUGGCGACCCGUGCUGGUAACCAUACCAGAAUAGUCGCUGCGAAAUGUACGGAUAAUUCCAUUUUUUAAUUUUUGGAAAUUGUAUUUUAUUUUAAUUUUCAUUUUUUUUCUUUAA
This is a messenger RNA of Vitis riparia (riverbank grape), 748 nucleotides long. RefSeq lists its product as uncharacterized. Bases 215 to 667 code for a protein of 150 amino acids. NCBI's taxonomy places the organism in Eukaryota, Viridiplantae, Streptophyta, Magnoliopsida, Vitales, Vitaceae. The transcript has a single exon. The record is from RefSeq and is a predicted model, not a curated record.